Tachysurus vachellii is the source of this 1071-nucleotide messenger RNA. RefSeq names its product cyclin D3 (gene ccnd3). The transcript is spliced from 5 exons. Gene Ontology annotation, molecular function: cyclin-dependent protein serine/threonine kinase regulator activity. Gene Ontology annotation, biological process: mitotic cell cycle phase transition; positive regulation of G1/S transition of mitotic cell cycle; regulation of cyclin-dependent protein serine/threonine kinase activity. Lineage: Eukaryota; Metazoa; Chordata; Actinopteri; Siluriformes; Bagridae. Gene Ontology annotation, cellular component: cyclin-dependent protein kinase holoenzyme complex; cytoplasm; nucleus. Bases 1 to 930 code for a protein of 309 amino acids. The record is from RefSeq and is a predicted model, not a curated record.
AUGGAGUUGAUUUGUGGUGAAAACGAGCACUUUGUGUUGGCCGCUGAAGGCAGUUCUGAUCUCAGGUCGGUUCGUGCUGGAUGUGACCCGGUUCUGACCCGAGACAGUCGGGUUUGGAGAAAUAUGACGAGUUUAGAAAGAAACCACACGAUUUCACGGUCUUAUUUCGGCACCAUACAGAAUGAUGUAAAGCCGAAUAUGAGGAGAAUUUUAACUGCUUGGAUGUUGCAGGUCUGUGAAGAGCAGAGGUGUGAGGAGGAGGUGUUCCCAUUGGCUGUGCAGUACCUGGACAGGUACAUGGCUCAUCACCUCGUGGACACGUCCAGUCUGCAGCUGCUCGGCACCGUCUGCAUGUUUAUAGCCUCCAAACUCAGAGAGAUGGUUCCCCUGAACGCCACAAAGCUCUGUAUCUACACCGAAAACACCAUCUCUGUUACACAGCUACUGAAGUGGGAGAUAUUAGUUGUCUCUAGGUUGGGCUGGGAUUUGGCCUCAGUUUUGCCCUCAGACUUCUUGGAGCCGCUACUGCAUGGCCUUCCUAUAAUUCCUCAUGACCUCUCAGCCCUGCGCAGGCACACACACUCAUACAUUGCUCUAGCUGCUACAGAAUUCACAUUUUCAACAUAUAAGCCCUCCAUUAUCGCCUGCAGCUGUGUAGCUGCUGCAAUUCAGCGCCUGAACCUACUGGAUGACGCACUGUCCUGUGCCACACUCCUGCAGCUCAUGGCUAACGUCUUAGACACUGACCUGGUGUCUCUCUGUAACUGUUACACCGCCUUGGAGGAGACUCUGAAGCUCACUCUGCCCCCCAACACCCCCCUGCGCACGUCUGCCUCACCUGUUCUUGAGGUCAGCCACACACCUUUUAAGAUCCAGGAAGUUAAACUGUCCCGUCUGAGCUCUACAGAAUCACUCCGCACAACUCAUUAGCUCCUGUUCGUUAGAACGACUAUAUUAAUUCACUAUCAGUACGUCCUAGUCAAGUAGAUCAAUAGGCUAUAAUAAUUAUAAUAAGUGUUAAUAUGCACUAUCAGUUACAUUGAAUAAAUGUUUUUGUUUGACGUUAACUAU